AUGGACGACAUUCUAACACAUAAGACAUGGGAAGAGGCUGAGGAUGCGGCCGAAAAUACACUUGCUCAGAAAACAUCAAAAAUUAGCUUAAAUGUUAAUGCUGCAGAAUUUAAACCAAAUGUCUUUGCUAAAGAGUUUAUUCCAAGUUGGCUUCCUCAACCGGCUCAAACUCCCUCCGAGCCAGUAGUAGAGAAAAGUGAAUCAGAGAACUUGGCUGACAUACCUGUGGAAAAUACUCCGACGCCGCCAAAUCCUGCCGCUAAUCCCGCACCAAUGGCUAAAAAAGAGACGGGAAAGAAAACCGUGUCUUCUAGCACCACCGUUUCCACCUCUACUGCACAAAUAACAGAAACAACAGAGACAACAGAACAAGACGAACACGUUGAUGCUGAAAUAAUAGAGGAUCUUUAUGGCAAAGAACAUUUGAAUGUUGUGUUCAUUGGUCACGUAGAUGCUGGAAAGUCGACGAUGGGUGGUAAUUUGUUAUUUUUAACGGGAAUGGUGGAUCAAAGAACUAUGGAAAAGUAUGAGAGAGAAGCUAAAGAUCAAGGACGAGAGUCUUGGUACCUUUCCUGGGCCCUUGAUACUAACAAGGAAGAACGUGCCAAAGGAAAAACAGUGGAAUGCGGUAGAGCUUAUUUCGAGACGGAAAAGCGUCGAUACACAAUUCUCGAUGCUCCUGGCCACAAAAAUUAUGUUCCAAGUAUGAUAGGAGGAGCUUCCCAAGCCGAUAUAGCAGUCUUGGUGAUCUCCGCUCGUAAAGGUGAAUUCGAAACAGGAUUUGAAAGAGGAGGUCAAACUCGUGAACACGCUUUGCUGGUCAGAACUUUGGGUGUGAGUAAACUCAUAGUGGUUAUUAAUAAAAUGGAUGAUGCCACCGUUUGUUGGUCUAAAGGCAGAUAUGAUGAAUGUGUCACCAAAAUCACCCCAUUUCUUAAAGGGAAUGUUCAGUUCAUGCCUGUUUCUGGAUACACAGGACUUAAUUUAAAAGAACGCGUUCCUAAAGAAAUUUGCUCCUGGUACAGUGGUCCUUCAUUAUUGGAAUAUUUGGAUAAUAUGCAAGCGUUGGAUAGAAAAAUCGACGCGCCAUUAAUGAUACCGAUUAUCGAAAAGUAUAAGGCAAGUAUGAAUCCCCAAAAAGAAAUGAUUUUUUGGUAUGAUAUGGGAACGGUGGUGGUCGGUAAAGUAGAAUCGGGGAAAGUUAGAAAAGGACAAAUGGUUUUAAUAAUGCCCAAUAGACGAAAUGUUGAAGUAUCAGCGGUCUAUAAUGAAGUGGAAGAGGAAAUUAAAGUAGGGAUAUGCGGUGAUAAUGUACGAUUGAGAAUUCGGGGUAUUGAAGAAGAGGAUAUUUCUACCGGAUUUGUUGUGUGCUCAACAGAAAGGCCGGUUAAAACAGCCACUGCUUUCGAAGCACAACUUGCCAUUCUAGAACACAAGAAUAUUCUUUGCGCGGGAUAUAGUGCAGUUUUGCACGUGCACACUUGUGUUGAAGAAGUUUCAGUGGCGGCUUUACUGCAUUUAUUAGAUAAGAAAACCGCAAGGAGAUCCAAACGUCCUCCACAAUACGUAAAGAAAGGACAGAAAGUAAUUGCACGGUUAGAGUCGGUUGCACCAAUUUGUGUGGAAUCUUAUGAAAUUUUUCCCCAACUUGGAAGAUUUACACUCCGAGACGAAGGAAAAACGAUUGCUAUUGGUAAAGUCACAAAAGUAGUCGAGCACGAAUAA
Ambispora leptoticha is the source of this 1725-nucleotide messenger RNA. The record is from the annotation of a GenBank genome assembly. NCBI's taxonomy places the organism in Eukaryota, Fungi, Glomeromycota, Glomeromycetes, Archaeosporales, Ambisporaceae.